This is a messenger RNA of Helicoverpa armigera (cotton bollworm), 1381 nucleotides long. RefSeq lists its product as uncharacterized. The record is from RefSeq and is a predicted model, not a curated record. The transcript has 4 exons. NCBI's taxonomy places the organism in Eukaryota, Metazoa, Arthropoda, Insecta, Lepidoptera, Noctuidae. The coding region runs from base 130 to 873 and encodes 247 amino acids.
UGUCAUUCUUAUUGUCAAUAACAGUCAAUAAUAUAAAAAUGCUGACUUGGUGGUUUUAUUUAAUGCAAUUUUUGGAUCAUUUCAAAUCUACAAUGUUUCAUAACUGGUCUUAAGUGUUGUAGCAUUGCCAUGCUUUUUGGCACUAUCAAAAAAUUAUUAUCUAGUGAAUAUCAAGAAUUUGAUGAUACAAUUUUGAUUGAAAGCCCAUUUAAAGAAACAACGCGAGAUGGCAGGCACAUGUUGCGAUUUGUGCAGCUAGGUUUGAGCUCAAGAGCUUUUAUAGUUGCUUCUGAACAUGAUAUAACUGGGAAAAAUACUACAACAAGUGAAGGUACUCCACUAUGUCGGGAAUCUAGCGUUAUAGAAAUACUUUCAUUGUACCCCUGGGAAUCAAUAAAAUUGUCUGUUUUCAAAAGAACCAAAAAGCAGACACUUAAGGCUUCAUUCAUCAAUAAAGGUAUAAGAUAUUUUGAACUGCGAGACAUACCAAAAAAGAAGAUAUUUUGGACUCUAUGGUGCAGUAAUAUAAAAGAAGUAAAUAGUUCGAAGAGAAAAUGGCCCUUUUCAGUAUCGCCCCAUGCAAAGGCCAAUUAUAGUAAAAAAACAGAAGGUCGAGUUGCUGAAUGCAUAGAAUUACGUUUCAUAAAACAUGGUGAAAAGCAGAAACAUUCUAAAUGGAAAGACAAAUACUUAUAUUUAGGAUCCCAAAGGGAAGCUGAAGACAAAGUUCGACCUGUACCAAUACCCGGUCUAGGGCGCGCUGAAGAGAUAAAACUGUUAUACCUGAAACCGCGAUAUUUUGGAUGUUGGGAGCAAUCCGAACACUGGGUACAAUGUGGCAACAGCUCAUUAGAUAUAAUCAGUCAAAAUUAAUGGCGUAGCAACAAGUUUUACUAUGGAGCCGAGUAGGUAUAUUUAGGCCUAUUUUCACCGACAACAUAAACGUCAGAUUGUCGUAAAACAAUCGUUUACUUUGAAAAUUGAACAAAGUCAAAGUCAAAAGCUCUUUAUUCGUUAAAACUCGUUGUCAACAUCUGUUUAAAGAAAACUGACGUUCGUGUUGUCGAUAACUUGAGCCUUACUUUCUCUCGUCGAUGAUUUUUUAUUAUUAUUGUAGAUUAGAUACUUAAGUCAUCCAUCACAAUAAAAUGUGGUAUAUCCGUCGAGUUUGAUUCUGCUAAUUACUUUUUAAAGGUCCUCGUAUUUUUUUAUUUUACGACUAGCUGUUUUCGGCCGCGGUUUCACCCGCGUCCCUUCCGGUACCCGAAUAUAGCUCAAACUUCUUCCAGUCUGGUACCCGAAUAUAGCUCGUGUGCACCAGGGAUAAUGUUGCUUCACGAAAGUGAAAUAAUUUUUCUCUUUAUAAUAUUAUCAUCAUCAU